AACAAAUUGUCACUAAUGUCAUUGAAUGUUUUUAUCUUAAAAAUGCGAUACACUUUAUUUAUUUAAUAAUGUGAUUCAUUUGUGUCGAAAAUGCAACCAAAUCCGAUAAACUCGAUUUGUUUUCUACUGCUAGCAGUAUUCAGCGUAGAAUGCAGCGAUAUAACAAAGUUGGCUUUAGCUGGUGUAACGGAAGACUUACCAGCAGCCUUCGGGGACUUCAAUUCUGACGAGCUAACGGACGUGUUUGUGCUCAACGAUGACGGCUAUUCCGUGGAAAUACUCCUCGCCAACGAGGAGGAGCCGCUGCUGAGGAAAUCUCCGAAUUUGAAAUGUUCAUACAGAAAACAUGAACACACGAUUACAAGUGUGGUGCCUGGAGAUUUCGAUGGUGAUGCUUUGAUGGAUGUUCUCGUUACAGCUGUUUAUAAACCUACGGGCGAAAGGAAUUAUAGUAUAGAUAGCAGAAUAACGUAUGUAUAUGUUAAUUGGGGUGGAGCUAGAUAUUUAAACUGCACGUACGAACCUUUGGUUAAAAUGCUAGGAGAACCGUUAGCUAUAGAUUACGAUCAGAACAUGAUUAUAGAUCUGUUUGGAGAAAAUACACACGAAAGACGAGCGUUUUGGGUAUUUAACAAAAACAGAACUAAACCUACUGAAAUAGAAAUGAGACACAAUAAAAGACCUAUGACGAAUUUAAGGAGACCACAUGCACAUGCAUUUUUAGAUUUAAAUCACGAUUAUAUGGCGGAUCUAUUUAUUACUACAAACGACAACUUUGAAAUCUGGCAUGGAAAUGAAGAGGCAGAUCUAUUAUCGCCACAUUUUGUGUACAAUAUGACGAUUCCCCUUCCUUUAAACGGCACCGACGCAGUUAUUGGUCAGUCCCUUUUUAUUGACGUUGAAUUGAAAGGAAAAGUUGAUUUAGUAACGCCCGUUUGUUACGAUAAAGAGUGCAAAAACAGUGCUUUGAUGUUGUAUUCGAUGGCAGAAAAACAGUGGAUGAAUUUGCAAGUGAAUUUUAAAGACGACCUCACGAACGUAUGGAAAUUUUACCAAAAAAACGGCAGCAAGUACACCGAUGUAAUCACUUUGAGAAGCGGCGAUUUCAACUUAGAUGGUUUUCCUGACCUCCUAGCAACUUUAUCGCCUAUCCAAGGCAGUAAUGCGCUGCCGCAGUCUUUCUUAUUAGAAAAUGUACCGUGUCAAACGUGCGGCGCCCUCAAACGCACUUACUCAGUACAGUGGAAUUCGUUAAACCCGUUCAGAAAUGGGACGGUGAUGGCCUCGUUUUUUGACUUCUAUCAAGACGGUAUAUUAGACUGCAUCAUAGUUACUUUCAAUGGUCACCAGUACAGAACAGCUGCUUUCAAAAACAGCUUAGAUUACGAUGCCAAUUUCAUAAAAGUCAUGGUGUUGACUGGUUUAACUAAUAAGAACGAUCCAAUGGCGAACGGACGAGUCGGGAAAAAGAGAAGGACUUACGGAACCAAUUUACCGGGUCCUUCGAUUUCGUAUAAAACCAUAACGCAAGAGGGUAAUAUAAGACAUGGGCUUUCCUGCCAAUUACCCCAAUCUGCACACUUUAGCUUGAAUCUACCAUAUACUAUAUUUGGGUUAGGUCGGACACCGAAUUUUGUAGAUAAAGUUACCGUUGGUCUAUCAAAUCAUUCCAAAUCGUGGACGCAGAUUAUACCAAAUUCGCAAAUGGUUGUGAUUCCUUGGCCUCCGAACGAGCCUUCUAGAUGGAAAGCACAGUUGUUUGUGACUCCCAGUAAACUGAUCCUCAUGUCAGUUGCUGCUCUCACCACAGUCUGUGGUUUAAUUACUGUGAUAAUUGGAGUUUUGCAUUGGAAGGAGAGGCAGGAAGAUAAAAAGGAGAGGUUGUCCGAGUCUCAUCGAUUCCACUUUGAUGCAAUGUGAUGUUUUGAUUUUUAAAAAUAACACGUUAGGAGUAAUUCAUACAAAGUUAAUACAAUUUAUAAGUAUUUUUUGAAGGUAUUGUUUUAGUAGUGGUAUUUUUUAAAUUUCUAUGAAUAUGAAAAUGUAAGUCCAAUUUAAAGCAUGGAUAAACAUUUUUAUGUUCGUACAAAUGAAAUGAAUUCAUACGUAAGUUUACUGCUAUCGAAGCAGUGCCUUCAUUUGUUGCUUUUGUUAACCAGACAAUGUAGAUAUUGUUAAUUAAUCUCAUUUUAUUUAAACGAAAUAA
Phyllotreta striolata is the source of this 2206-nucleotide messenger RNA. The record is from the annotation of a GenBank genome assembly. NCBI's taxonomy places the organism in Eukaryota, Metazoa, Arthropoda, Insecta, Coleoptera, Chrysomelidae.